CAAUACGGCCACACUCGCCCAUAAAACUGCUAGAAAACACAAGCGUUGGCGAAAAUAAAACACAAAAUUAGUAAUUUUACACUGCUAAAGAUUAAAAAAUAAUAAAAUGCCGGACUAUCUGGGGGAUGAUCAGCGCAAAGUAAAGGUCGAGAAGAAAGAGGAAGAAAAAGAAAUCAAGUCGCUUGACGAAGGCGACAUCGAACUGCUGAAAACGUAUGGCCAGAGUCAAUACCACAAGUCCAUUAAAAACAUCGAGGAGGAUAUACAGAAGGCCGUGAAACAGGUUAACGAGCUAACCGGAAUUAAGGAGAGCGACACUGGCUUGGCACCGCCAGCCCUGUGGGACUUGGCCGCUGACAAGCAGAUACUGCAAAAUGAGCAGCCGCUGCAAGUAGCGCGUUGCACAAAGAUCAUCAACGCCGACUCCGACGAUCCCAAGUAUAUCAUCAAUGUGAAGCAGUUUGCCAAGUUUGUGGUAGAUCUGGCCGAUUCCGUUGCACCCACAGACAUUGAGGAGGGCAUGCGUGUGGGCGUUGAUCGCAACAAGUAUCAGAUUCACAUACCGCUACCACCCAAAAUUGAUCCGACUGUAACCAUGAUGCAGGUGGAGGAUAAACCGGAUGUUACCUACAGUGAUGUGGGUGGUUGCAAGGAGCAGAUUGAAAAGUUGCGUGAAGUCGUGGAGACACCACUGCUGCACCCGGAGAAAUUUGUCAAUCUCGGUAUUGAGCCACCCAAGGGAGUGCUGCUGUUUGGCCCACCCGGAACGGGCAAGACACUGUGUGCGCGUGCCGUGGCGAAUCGCACGGAUGCCUGCUUCAUACGUGUCAUCGGCUCGGAACUUGUGCAGAAGUACGUGGGAGAGGGUGCACGCAUGGUCCGUGAACUGUUCGAGAUGGCUCGCUCCAAGAAGGCGUGUCUCAUCUUCUUCGAUGAAAUCGAUGCGAUUGGCGGUGCUCGCUUCGAUGACGGCGCUGGCGGCGACAACGAGGUGCAACGUACUAUGCUGGAGCUUAUUAAUCAGCUGGACGGUUUCGAUCCGCGUGGCAACAUUAAGGUGCUGAUGGCCACCAAUCGACCCGACACAUUGGACCCGGCGCUUAUGCGUCCCGGCCGUCUGGAUCGUAAGGUGGAGUUUGGACUACCCGAUCAGGAUGGACGCUCGCACAUCUUCAAAAUCCACGCCCGUUCCAUGUCCGUGGAGCGUGACAUACGCUUUGAUCUAUUGGCGCGUCUGUGCCCGAAUUCGACGGGCGCUGAGAUUCGUUCAGUGUGCACGGAGGCAGGCAUGUUUGCCAUCCGAGCGCGUCGCAAGGUGGCCACCGAAAAGGAUUUCCUCGAGGCCGUCAACAAGGUUAUCAAGAGCUACGCCAAGUUCAGCGCCACUCCUCGUUAUAUGACCUACAAUUAAGUUACAUUUUGUAUAACACACCUCACCUGUGCUGGAAGCUAAACUCAAAACUGUUGCUGCUGCAGCUGAGCAUUAACUAAGAAAAUAAAAUAUCCACAAAAUAUA
Molecule: messenger RNA, 1516 nt
Organism: Drosophila grimshawi
Lineage: Eukaryota; Metazoa; Arthropoda; Insecta; Diptera; Drosophilidae
Gene: Rpt1
Product: 26S proteasome regulatory subunit 7
Exons: 1
Coding region: 107-1411 (434 amino acids)
Biological process (GO): proteasome-mediated ubiquitin-dependent protein catabolic process
Cellular component (GO): proteasome regulatory particle, base subcomplex
Molecular function (GO): ATP binding; proteasome-activating activity; ATP hydrolysis activity
Source: RefSeq, a predicted model, not a curated record